Molecule: messenger RNA, 1506 nt
Organism: Paramormyrops kingsleyae
Lineage: Eukaryota; Metazoa; Chordata; Actinopteri; Osteoglossiformes; Mormyridae
Gene: uts2r4
Product: urotensin-2 receptor 4
Biological process (GO): regulation of blood pressure; neuropeptide signaling pathway; blood vessel diameter maintenance
Cellular component (GO): plasma membrane
Molecular function (GO): urotensin II receptor activity
Source: RefSeq, a predicted model, not a curated record
CAGGCGGGCCAGACCCCUGGAAGCAGUGUGUGGCUGACCUCGCUGCUGGGCGCCGCCCUGCUGGCCAUGUGCGUGCUGGGCAUAGUGGGGAACGUGUACACUCUGGCGGUGACGCGCUCCGCGGCCGUGCGCCGCGCCGGCUCCAUGUACGUGUACAUCCUGAACCUGGCACUGGCCGACCUGCUGUACCUCUCCACCAUCCCCUUCGUGGUGGUCACCUACUUCGCCCGCGACUGGCUGUUCGGUGAGGCGGGCUGCCGCGUGCUACUCAGCCUGGACCUGCUCACCAUGCACGCCAGCGUCUUGGUGCUGGCCGCCAUGAGCCUGGAGCGGUACCGCGCCGUGGCCCGGCCCUUCAGCGCCCGCCACUCCUCCACCCGGCACCGCAGGCUGGUGGCUCUGGCCAUCUGGGCCGCCUCCUUCUUCCUGACGCUGCCCAUGAUGGUCAUGAUCCGGCUCCGUGACGGCAAACCGGGCCCGACCGGCCAGGCCAAGCGCAUCUGCUUCCCCACCUGGACUCCUGACGCCUUCAAGGCUUACCUUCUCAUCCUCUUCUUCACCAGCGUCCUCGGACCCGGCCUGCUCAUCGUCGGCCUUUACGCCGGUCUGGCCAGACGGUACUUAGCGGCCCAGUCGAAUUCGGUGGCCGGCAGUCGCUCGGCGCGGAGUCGAGGCCUAAAACAGAAGGUGGUCUCCAUGAUAUUCUGCAUCAUCCUGGCCUACUGGGCCUGCUUCCUGCCCUUCUGGGCCUGGCAGCUGGCCAAACUCUUCUCUCCCGGCCCUCUCCGGGCCCUGUCCCCGACCACUCACACCUACGUCAACUUCCUCGUUACCUGCCUCACCUACGGCAACAGCUGCGUGAACCCACUGCUGUACACGUUGCUCACCCGCAGUUACAAGGACUACCUGGCCCAGAAGGGUCAGCCGUCAGGAACCAGCUGGGGGGACGCGGUCGGGCCAGCGGGGGGCGCGGCAGUGUGACGCCCUUCGACUGGCUGUCAAGGCCGCCCCUGCGUUUGCUCCACAUCCAAUAAAACAUGUCUAGUUGCAUGACUUGUGUCGUUAGUAAAAACUGUAAGAAAAAAAUCUGGAAAAAAAAUGCAGAGCUGAGGUUCAGCACCUCUUCUCACAGAGCUGUCAGCCCCUGCAGCCCACAGCGCUGACAAGCAGGCGAGCGAGAGCAGAGGCUCAUUUCUGGCAUCAAGAAAAUUGCCUCCAAAAAGGGAAUCCUUAAAAAAAUAACACUAAACCUCGGUAUCUUGGUAUCCUAUGGCAAAUUACUGCGCAUGAGUCUGAUUGGAAGCUGAUGCUGUUUGGGGUGCGGGGUGAGAAGAUUCUGAGUUCACGUUCGUCACACGGUCUCUAUGACCUAUUGCAGCUUUGGAAGCAAACGUUCGGUUGCCAAACUGUCAUCUUUACAUUUCUGUCGGUGUCUGAAUCCGGAAUGCAUAAAGGAUGAAAACUGGAGCAUCAUGGGUAGGUUUUAUGAGUAUGCCAGUAGUGGGU